UUUCAACACUACUAUAUAACAAAUAAUUUGAGAAUUGAUGGAUGCACAGUGGGGCGGCAACUCAGUCUCACUUGGCAAAGCAGGACCUUGCAACUCUUGAUGUAUCAAAGCUUACGCCAUUAACUCCUGAGGUCAUCAGUCGACAGGCUACAAUAAACAUCGGAACUAUUGGUCAUGUAGCUCACGGUAAAUCUACUGUGGUCAAAGCUAUAAGUGGUGUACAAACUGUAAGAUUCAAGAACGAGCUGCAGAAGAAUAUCACUAUUAAGCUAGGGUAUGCUAAUGCUAAGAUCUACAAGUGUGACAGUACCCAGUGUCCUCGUCCCACCUGUUACAGGUCCGCAUCCAGCAUAAAAGAAGAUGUGUUCCCCUGUGAUCGGCUGGGCUGCAAGGGCAAGUUCAGGCUGUUGCGACACGUCAGUUUCGUGGAUUGUCCUGGUCACGACAUUCUUAUGGCAACCAUGUUGAACGGUGCAGCUAUCAUGGACGCUGCUUUGCUUCUUAUUGCUGGAAACGAGACAUGUCCUCAGCCACAGACGUCUGAGCAUAUGGCAGCUAUUGAUGUCAUGGACCUCAAACAUAUCAUUAUUUUACAAAAUAAAAUAGAUCUCAUCAAGGAACAGCAGGCAAUUGAACAACACAGAGAUAUCGUGGAUUUUGUAAAAGGUACCAUGGCAGAAAACGCCCCUAUCAUACCCAUAUCCGCUCAACUGAAGUAUAACAUCGAAGUUAUCUCAGAAUAUGUGGUUAAGAAAAUUCCUAUCCCCUUGAGAGACUUUACUUCUGAACCAAGACUCAUCGUAAUCAGAUCAUUUGAUGUGAACAAGCCAGGAAGUGAGGUUGAAAGUCUGAAGGGUGGUGUGGCCGGUGGUUCAUUACUCAAGGGUGUGCUCAAAGUUGGCCAGGAAAUAGAGGUGAGACCGGGUAUCACAACCAAAGACGCGGAGGGUAACCUACAUUGUGUUCCUAUAAGGUCACGUGUCCUGACCAUGUUUGCUGAGAACAACGAUCUCCAGUUUGCUGUUCCUGGCGGUUUGAUUGGUGUUGGAACUAAAAUUGACCCAACCCUGUGUAUUGGUGACAGAUUGGUCGGACAUGUAAUUGGUUCAGAGGGAUCUUUACCUCCUAUAUACACACUCAUUGAAAUCCAGUAUCAUCUGAUGAGAAGGUUACUGGGAGUCAGAACAGAAGGAAAAUCAAAAGGAGCUAAAGUUGAUAAUCUGUCGAAGAAUGAAGUAUUACUCGUCAACAUAGGAUCUUUAUCAGCGGGUGGCCGUGUCUCAGCUAUCAGAGAAACAAAGAACAAACAUGGAGCCGUAGACAAACGAGCCAAGGUGAUUCUAACCAGCGCAGUUUGUACAGAUGUCGGGGAAAAGAUAGCUAUCAGUAGGAAAAUUAACAAACAUUGGCGUCUUAUUGGUUGGGGCACAAUCAAGGGUGGGCAAAAGAUGACUAUUUGAAUGGAGUUGAUUUAUUUUUAACGAUUGUGUUGGUUCCUGCUUUUCUUUACCCUGUUA
Bolinopsis microptera is the source of this 1517-nucleotide messenger RNA. Its product is annotated as eukaryotic translation initiation factor 2 subunit 3, Y-linked-like. The transcript is spliced from 9 exons. Gene Ontology annotation, cellular component: cytosol; eukaryotic translation initiation factor 2 complex. Gene Ontology annotation, biological process: formation of translation preinitiation complex. Lineage: Eukaryota; Metazoa; Ctenophora; Tentaculata; Lobata; Bolinopsidae. Bases 42 to 1460 code for a protein of 472 amino acids. Gene Ontology annotation, molecular function: tRNA binding; GTPase activity; translation initiation factor activity. The record is from RefSeq and is a predicted model, not a curated record.